Messenger RNA from Exophiala aquamarina CBS 119918, 1128 nucleotides. RefSeq lists its product as uncharacterized. The record is from RefSeq and is a predicted model, not a curated record. Gene Ontology annotation, biological process: DNA repair. Gene Ontology annotation, cellular component: nucleus. The transcript has a single exon. Lineage: Eukaryota; Fungi; Ascomycota; Eurotiomycetes; Chaetothyriales; Herpotrichiellaceae. Bases 1 to 1128 code for a protein of 375 amino acids.
AUGGCCCGACUCAAGCGUCGAGCGGACGCGAUCUCUCGUGACCCUUCCGAAUCCGAUCCUGAAUCAGACGAACCUCAACCACACCGCCGUCGCCGCUCGACUUCCGAAUCGUCGAACCAAUCCAACCCCUCCUCGGUGGCCUCCGAUCACGAUGAGCCCACCGGCCAGAACCAAGAGCAAACCCUCGUCAAGAAACUUGUCCGUCUAGCCCUGGCAACAGAAUACUCUCGCACCCCGCUUCGACGGAGCGACAUUUCGACCAAACUCUUCAAGGACAGUUAUCUACCCUCACGGAAUUUUCGCACGGUUUUCGAUGGCGCUCAGAAGAUUUUGAAAGAUACCUUUGGCAUGGAACUGUUCGAGCUACCAUCCAGAGAAAAGAUCAAUCUCAAGGAUCGUCGGUUGCAAGCCACCCAGACAAAGACUUCCAAUUCCUCGACCAAAAGCUGGAUUCUCGUUUCGACCCUCCCACCAGGCUACAAGACCAACCCGGCCAUAAUCCAGCCCACGAAAGCCCCAGAUGUCGGCACCGAGGCCGGAUACACCGCUCUAUACACCCUUGUCAUUUCCCUGAUCUACCUAAACAACAACUCUCUUGCAGAACAGAAAUUAUCCCGCUACCUGCGUCGGCUGAACGCCGACACCAACACCCCUUUUGGCAUGCUCGACAAAGUCCUCCAGCGGAUGCAGAAAGAAGGAUAUAUCGAUAAGCGAAGGGACACCGUGAUGGGGGAAGAAGUGACGGAAUGGUUCGUGGGUCCGCGUGGAAAAGUCGAAGUCGGGAUUCGAGGCGUCACCGGGCUUGUGAAAAGCGUCUACGGCCAUGGCGCAGUAUCACUGUUUAAGAGACAGCUAGACGAUGACGAGGAGGCAAAUAACUUGGCCAAGGUCGAAGGGGAGGAACUCAAUGCUAAGCUGUCACGCAGUCUAGGCGUCAAGAUCACCAGCGACACACGUGCUGCCCAACAAGAGGACGGGGCAAGUGAAGAUGAAUUGGCAGAUGUCUCCGGAAGUGCUGACCCUGAAGAGGCAGGUCCUUCAAGACGGCGGCAACAGAAACAACCAGCCCGGGGAGGGAAGAGGCGGCAGGCAGUGCAGGAUGAUAAUGACGACGACGACGACGACUAA